AAUCCUCGGAUAUCUGUACUUAGUAUUUAGGUUUUAUCAUUGUUUAAUUUAGGGAUUAAGUUUUAAUUGUCGAUAACAAGUUGCAGGAAUUUUCCAGUGGAAUAAAGUAGGACAUAAAGGGCAUUUCUUUUGUUACUCCUUUCGUACUACAGUCCCAUACAUAGCCUAUUACUGCAGGGAUCCAAACCAAGGUCUAAACGGACAGAGAGGCCAACUUUUAUAGAAAAUACUACACUUCCAUUAAAGUUGCAUAAUCAAAGUUGAGAAGAUGCCGUUAGAAGACAAACCAAACAGUGGCACUGGACCUUCCAGUUCGGACCAGGACCAGAGCUCGGACCCUGCACAGGCCCAACCAGAAGAGGGGACCCAAGAGAUGGAGAUCCAAACUUCGGACUCAGAUCCUCUGGAAUCAUCGGGAGAAGGGGAGAUCCUGAGAAAGAGACAAAGACAGCAAUCGCCGGCGCCUGGUUCUUCCACAUCCACAGGCAGGCCUCAUGGAAGUUUUGCUGGGAUUGAAGCCUCUCCUCAUAAAAACAAGACUUUUGAAGAACUGAUCACAGCUGCUGGUCUCGUUUCCAACAUGGCCCUCGCCCAUGAAAUCGUAGUCGAUGGGAACUUCAAAUUGUCGCCUCGAGAAAUGCCAGAGAAUUCAAUUGAGAAGCAGGUGCAUAAGGUUGUCCAUCAGGCAUUCUGGGAUAGCCUGGGCGCCCAACUUUCCGACGACCCGCCAUCGUAUACGCAUGCUGUCACCCUCAUAGGAGAGAUCAAAACGAUUCUGCUGUCACUGCUUCUUCCGCACAAUGACAAGAUCAAAACUCAAAUUCUCGAGGUCAUGGACCUCACCCUCAUUCAGCAACAAGCUGACCACCAGGCCCUCGAUGUCGGUAAGCUGACGGCCUUUGUAGUCCAGGUGAUGUCCAAGCUCUGUGCUCCAGUCAGGGAUGAAGAGAUUGCCAAAUUGGCCACCCUGACUGAACCGGUCGAGAUCUUCAGGGAGAUCUUCCGAGUCCUGGAGCUCAUGAAGCUAGACAUGGCAAACUUCACCAUUCAGAGCCUACGACCACACCUGCAACAGAAGUCCAUCGAGUACGAGAGAAACAAGUUCCAGGAAUUCCUCAAAACCCAACAAGAUGGCCUACAGUAUACGAGUGAAUGGUUAGAACAAGCAAGAGAGAAUCUAGCAGAUAAGGUCAAGAAACAAGAGGCGUUGCAGCAACAGCAACAACAAGCAUCUUCAUCUAGCGAAGGGGCCUGUAGCAAUGGGCCAGUGCCAAGCUCCGUCAUCUCACCGGCAGCCAUUUUGAAUCAUGCUUAUGUCGAUCUGCUGAAUGCUGACCCCAGAGAAGCCAUGACCUUUCCAGAGACCAUCCUGAUGGACCAGGGACGUUUCUAUGAGCUUGGGUCACAGGUCAGGAAACUUGUCCUGGUGGGCUCCGUCCUUCUAGUGACCUACACCAAUACCGGUAACAUGUUAGCAGGCAUCCAGGGCUUCCCUAGUCAACUCAAACACAACCUCUUUGUCCUGUUAGACGGUGCAAGUGACUUCAAUGCUGUGAUUGACAACCUAGCAGUUCAAGUAACCAAAGAAGUGAAUGAGUGCUUGAAAACUCAUGGAUUUCCCGAGUUUGAUGAGCUGAGGAUAGAAGCAUUAAAGAGUCAGAUUAGAUCACUAGCUCUCAAAGAUAACCACAUACACAGUAUUCUAGAUUUGAGACUCAGGGGAUUCCUUGUAUCCGCCAUUGCAGCACCCUCUAAGUUUGACCCUUCUGCCAACAUUCCACCCGGCUUGACCACCAUGCAGAGUCAGGUGGUCGAAACAGCCAAAGCCUUCGUCCGACUAGUCGUCCACAACCGAGCCGUCUUUGGACCCUUCUACGCUGAAAUACUCACAAAGAUGGUCAAGCCUCCGGUCACAGAGUAAAAGGACAUGGAGGAAACAGAUAGUUGGAAGGAGGAAUAUAUGAUGAAAGAAAAAGAAAAGGAAAGCUAAACAAGCUUGCCCUUAUAUAAAUAGAGUAUAAAUAGAACAGCAUAUGAUGGUAGAUCCUUGGACCAUUUUGUUGUUGAAUAAAUGUCCCGGGUCAUGCAGGCUGAGUAGGGAACAUGAAGAAGGAAAGAUUGGAGGGAGGGUGAAAGAGAGGACGACUGACAGUUGAGGAAGAGUUGGUGAAAGACAAGGAGAUUAAAAUUGUAAUGGUAUCCCCCUGUAAAAUGAUAAAGAGGACAGCAUUAGAAUAUUUCAGGCCAUUCUGUGCUGGGAUAAUUUCUGAAAUGGUAUAGUCUCCAAGUGAUGGAUCUUCUUCUUAUCGAGUCGCUACCCAAGUCCCGUCCAGUGCUCCACGCAGGCUCUGGCACGGCAAUUCACAGCUUCCAGGUUGUCUUGGGUGCAUGGCUCUGGCAGAAGUGGACAGACUAGCAGGUGUUCCAUUGUCUGUUCCUGGCUGCAUUCACAUGUUGUUUGUUCGUCUCCGAAACCCCACCUCUGCAUUAGGACUCUGCAUCGUAGCCGUUGAGGCUCAGCCAAGAAGGCCAAGUCUCGCUGGAGCCAGAUGUGAGGGAUUCUUUCGGGCUGAGCGAGAGUUUAUGUAGAGUGGUCUGGAGGUGGUUAGACCACAAAGUCAUCCUUUGGUUGUGAGGGCUGGUAUUAAGGGGCUCUCCAGUAUCCAGGAAGCUGUGUCUGGAUUUUUGUCGCUUGUCCACUGGCUUUUGUUGAAAGACUAUAGGCCUGUCUUCAUCAGCUCGAGAUUGCCAAAUAUCCCGCUAUUUGAACUAUCUCGAUCGCAAAUUAUCCAGUUAAUUUGCGUCUUCAUCAGCCC
This is a messenger RNA of Strongylocentrotus purpuratus (purple sea urchin), 2816 nucleotides long. Its product is annotated as T-complex protein 11-like protein 1. The transcript is spliced from 10 exons. Bases 269 to 1921 code for a protein of 550 amino acids. NCBI's taxonomy places the organism in Eukaryota, Metazoa, Echinodermata, Echinoidea, Camarodonta, Strongylocentrotidae. Gene Ontology annotation, biological process: signal transduction. The record is from RefSeq and is a predicted model, not a curated record.